Pseudozyma flocculosa PF-1 is the source of this 2514-nucleotide messenger RNA. RefSeq lists its product as uncharacterized. Bases 1 to 2514 code for a protein of 837 amino acids. NCBI's taxonomy places the organism in Eukaryota, Fungi, Basidiomycota, Ustilaginomycetes, Ustilaginales, Ustilaginaceae. The record is from RefSeq and is a predicted model, not a curated record. The transcript is spliced from 7 exons. Gene Ontology annotation, molecular function: DNA-binding transcription factor activity, RNA polymerase II-specific; transcription cis-regulatory region binding; zinc ion binding. Gene Ontology annotation, biological process: regulation of DNA-templated transcription. Gene Ontology annotation, cellular component: nucleus.
AUGCCUCCGGCACCCAAGCCGCUCGUCAAGCCCCAGAAGGCUUGCGUUCUGUGCAGAAGGUCAAAGGUCAAAUGCAUUCACGAGGGCGGCCCACCAUGCAAGAGGUGCCAGGACACCAAGUCCGAGUGCAAGUUCAGACUGAGAGCCGAUGACGAGGACUGGAGGGAGCGCACAGACGACACCAUCCAUCGCCUCGAGGGCAACGUCGACUUCCUCAUGCAGCACCACCACCAACGCGAAGGCUCCAGCUCCGGCGCGACGCCGGGCUUGCCAGGGCCAAGCCACUCUCGAAUGGAUGCUUUCCAUGCCUCGACUUCCUCGCCCCGGUCUCCUCGCGGCAUCGGAAAACAGAGCCCCUUUUUCGAAGGCCCGGCCUCGAAUGCAUACCAUCCAUACCCACCACCACAACAGAGGGGUCAGGGGACGCCCGGAUCGACGGCCAGUCUCGUAUCGCCACGGUACCCGUCCAACGGAGAGCGGUCCAACAGCUUCGUCGGUCAGCCUGACCGCAACAUCGGCGGCAACGGUGUCCAGUCCUCAGCAACACGCUAUCUCGAUUUCGACGGCGCCAGCGGACUGCUGAGCCAGAAAGAGGCGCCCAUGCGCGGCCUGCAGGGACAGCCACGCGUCACUGGGCCGAGCAGCAGCUCGAUACGGCCCGGACCUGACGGGCAAGGUCAGCUGUCCAACUCCGAGGCGGACCAGACGAGACCGUCGGGCAUCAUCGCUCUCGCGCAGGAGCCGGUCAACUACGGGGCCGACCUGCGUCAGACGCCGGCGGAGCAGUAUCUCUCAAUUGCGGCCACCAGCCCGUACGCUCGGCCCUCGCGGUACAUUGGCAGAGAGGACCCACGCCUCACGGUCAUCAGCAUGGGUCUGGUCGAUAUGGAGAUCGCGCGCCAUCUCUUCAUGUUCUUUGCACGGCAUCUGCAGCCGCACUCGUUCGGCUUCCCCUCGUAUCCAGCGGGCGAGAGCAUGACGCCGCUCAUCAUCGCAUCGAUCCUGAUGGUGUCGGCGAUGCAUGAGCCAUCGACACGACACCUCCACGACCGGUUCCGGCACGAGGCCUUCGCGGCGCUAAACGUGGACCAGGAGAUCUGCCGGGACAGCGCUCUGGAUCCGGAGCUGGGCAUCGGUGUGGAGGAGAUCACGGGGGCCUGCCUCGCGGCGUGCUGGCUCGGCGGCAGGACGGCGUUCAAGAUUGCGCGGAUAGCAAGGUGGUGGGCCGUCGCCUAUCUCAAGCACUUUGAGGUGCGGUCGGCGCAGACGCUGGGCGAGUGGAUGACGAUCUUGCCGCCGUUCCGGCAGAUCGACCUCGUCGAGAAGCUGCGGAUCUGGCUGAUGUCGUAUAUCGCGGAAGCGCAACAGGCCGUGAUGCAGGACGUCCCCUCGCUGAUCCCAGACUCGAACCCGGCACAAUACUGCGAGGGACUGCUCAACUCGCCAAAGAGCCACGACCAGAAGGGCGGCGGCGGCGGCGGCGUUUCCGGCUCUGCGCCCACGCACGGCGGCUCGAUGGCCAUCGGCUCUGCGUCGGGCCCUUCGCAGGCGCUGGCGUCGGAUCGGCAGCUGGUGGCGCACGCGCGCAUGAUGUCCAUCAUCCUCGCCGGCCAGGAGAUCCAGCGCAACGCCAAACGCAAGAUCGCGCUGGCCAAGGCCAACUCGCCGCAGGGCCUGGCGGGACGCGAUGCCGUCAUCUACGAGGCGCGGCAGCUCGUGGAGCGCUGGAGGGAGUGGCUCGAGGAGCUCAACCGGUGGAGGCUCGUCACUGCGCAGCACGAAGACCUGUCGCGACCAACCGAGACGUCGAUCGACCUCUCGCUCCUCUACCACCUCUCCCGGUCCUUCCUCGCCUCGCUUCCGCUGGAUCCGGAGCUGGGCAUCCUCGACGAGACGCACCUGGCGCUCAAGCACUCGUCGAACCUCAACGACACGCGCCUGGCCAUCGCGCAGCUGCGCACCAUUUCAACGGCCAAGCACUCGGCCGUUUUUGCGCUCCGCCUCGCGACGCGCACCGGCACCCACGGCUUCGGCGACCGGCUGGGCUACCUGCCCAACUUCUACCACUUUCUCCUCGGCCACGCCGCCGGGCUCCUCCUCACCCUCGUCAAGCGCCGCAGCACCUUUCUCAUGGCCAAAGAGGACGAAGGGCUCUUGGAGACGGCCGAAAAGUUUAUCGAAAAAUACGCCACCGUCAUCAUGUCGCACUCGAUCUUUUCCACGGGCGCCGCCAAAUCGGCGGCGGCCGCGGCGGCGGCCGCCAAGGGCGAGGACAUCGUCGUCGACAUGGACGGCGCGGGGUUACACCAUCCUCGUUCUGCCAGCCAUACUGCUUCUGCCGCAGCAGCGACGUCGACGGCGGCACCGCCGUCGGGACCAGGCAUCCCCACCGACAACACGACGACGGAUACGCAGUCGACCGGAGACCGGCACCCGGCCCUGUCGAAUGCACAGGAACUCAGCCGCGCCCUCUACCACGUCAAGGUGGCAAAGUCGCUCGAGGAGGCCUUCUAG